This is a messenger RNA of Budorcas taxicolor (takin), 1696 nucleotides long. It is a transcript of the gene SSBP4, whose product is annotated as single stranded DNA binding protein 4. Gene Ontology annotation, molecular function: single-stranded DNA binding; protein binding. Gene Ontology annotation, cellular component: nucleus. NCBI's taxonomy places the organism in Eukaryota, Metazoa, Chordata, Mammalia, Artiodactyla, Bovidae. The coding region runs from base 237 to 1403 and encodes 388 amino acids. The record is from RefSeq and is a predicted model, not a curated record. Gene Ontology annotation, biological process: positive regulation of transcription by RNA polymerase II. The transcript is spliced from 17 exons.
GCUGAGGGAAGAGAGGAAGAAAAUAAAACCCGCGGCCGGAGCCAAAGCUGGAGCUGCCGCCGCCGCCGUCUGGAGCUCCCCCGCGCGGACAGUGCCCGCGAUGCCCGCACGGGGCUCAGGGCGGUGAGGCCCGGGGCGCGGGGUAGCUAUGGCGACAGGGAGCGCGGCCCGCGGCGCCGCCUGACAGGUGUGGGGCCCCGGCGGCGGCGGCGGCGGCGGCGGCGGUGCGGAGCAGCAUGUACGCCAAGGGGGGCAAGGGCUCGGCCGUGCCCUCCGACAGCCAGGCACGAGAGAAGCUGGCGUUGUACGUGUAUGAGUACCUGCUACACGUCGGUGCCCAGAAGUCAGCCCAGACCUUCCUGUCUGAGAUCCGAUGGGAGAAGAACAUUACGCUGGGGGAGCCCCCGGGCUUCCUGCAUUCCUGGUGGUGCGUGUUCUGGGACUUGUACUGUGCAGCGCCCGACCGCAGAGAGGCGUGUGAGCACUCGAGCGAAGCCAAGGCUUUCCAGGACUACAGUGCUGCAGCGGCCCCCAGCCCGGUGAUGGGGAGCAUGGCCCCCAGUGAUGCAAUGGCAUCAGGCCCCAUGGCACCCGGCUUCUUCCAGCCCUUCAUGUCACCGCGGUUCCCAGGGGGCCCCCGGCCCACCCUGCGGAUGCCGAGUCAGCCUCCCGUGGGCCUCCCCGGCUCCCAGCCCCUCCUCCCUGGCACCAUGGAGCCCUCCCCGAGAGCUCAGGGGCAUUCGAGCAUGGGCCCCAUGCAGAGGGUGACGCCUCCCCGGGGCAUGACCAGCAUUGGGCCCCAGAGCUACGGAGGAGGUGGCAUGCGGCCCCCACCCAACUCUCUUGCUGGCCCUGGCUUGCCCACCAUGAACAUGGGCCCCGGCGUGCGCGGCCCGUGGGCCAGCCCCAGCGGCAACUCGAUCCCCUACUCCUCCUCCUCCCCCGGCAGCUACUCGGGACCCCCAGGAGGAGGCGGGCCCCCUGGAACCCCCAUCAUGCCUAGCCCUGGAGACUCCACCAACUCUAGCGAGAACAUGUACACCAUCAUGAACCCCAUCGGGCCGGGCGCCGGCAGGGCUAAUCAGUUCCCGCUUGGCCCUGGUCCGGAGGGCCCCAUGGCCGCCAUGAGUGCGAUGGAGCCUCACCACGUAAACGGAUCCCUGGGCUCGGGCGAUCUGGACGGGUUGCCGAAGAGCUCCCCCGGCGCCGUGGCCGGCCUGAGCAACACCCCGGGCACCCCGCGGGACGACGGCGAGAUGGCGGCCGCCGGGACCUUCCUGCACCCGUUCCCGAGCGAAAGCGUAAGCGACUGCGUCGACUCCCCCCCCGCGGCGGCGUCGGGCCGGAGGGGCCUGGCGGGCAGACCCCGGCGGGGCGGCCGGGGGGCCAGAGCAAGACCGUGACCGCGGCGGGCCAGUACUCCCCCGGGAUGACCAUGAGCGUGUGAUGGGGCCGCAGACCCUUGCCCACUGCCGGCCUCGGCUUCUGCCCAGCGCCCCUUCCCCGGGCCAAGGUCCAGGGGCUCGGGUGGUCCGCAGGGUGAGGGUCUGAGGUCACACCGCGGGCAACUGGACUCCCAGUCAAGGCUUGGAUGGCUGGGAGGCCCCGCACCAAGGACUCAUUCAUUUUAUAUAUAUAUAUAUAUAUUAUAUAUAUUAUAUAUAUAUAUAUAUAUAUAAACAAACACACAAGGACC